Pteropus alecto (black flying fox) is the source of this 2380-nucleotide messenger RNA. It is a transcript of the gene RRP7A, whose product is annotated as ribosomal RNA processing 7 homolog A. Gene Ontology annotation, cellular component: UTP-C complex; CURI complex. The record is from RefSeq and is a predicted model, not a curated record. Lineage: Eukaryota; Metazoa; Chordata; Mammalia; Chiroptera; Pteropodidae. The transcript is spliced from 7 exons. Gene Ontology annotation, biological process: rRNA processing; ribosomal small subunit assembly. Gene Ontology annotation, molecular function: nucleic acid binding. The coding region runs from base 35 to 877 and encodes 280 amino acids.
UCCCAGCGGCCCCCGCGGCUUUCCAUUCGGCAAGAUGGUGGCGCGCAGGAGGAAGCGUGCGGCGCGGGACUCUCAGGAGGGCAUUCCGAGCCCGCCGGGCUACUCAGCCGUUCCGAUCAAGUUCUCUGAAAAGCAGCAGGCUUCUCAUUACCUCUAUAUGAGAGAGCACAGAGUUCGAGAAGGCACCAACUCUUCCUGGCCUCAGAAGCGGACUCUUUUUGUCCUCAAUGUGCCCCCAUACUGCACAACGGAGUGCCUGUCCCGCCUCCUGUCCCCCUGCGGCCCUGUGCAGUCAGUGGAGUUACAGGAGAAGCCGGACCUCACCGAGAGCCCAAAGGAGCCAAAGUCGAAGUUUUUUCACCUCAGGCCCAUUCCGGGGUUCCAGGUAGCUUAUGUGGUGUUCCAGAAGCCAAAUGGGGUGUCAGCCGCCUUAGCCCUGAAGGGCCCUUUGCUGGUCUCGACAGAGAGUCAUCCCGUGAAGAGCGGCGUUCACAAGUGGCUGAGCGACUACGCAGACUCCGUGCUGGACCCCGAGGCCCUGAGGGUUGAAGUGGACACGUUCAUGGAGGUGUAUGACAGGAAGAUCGCGGAGGAGGAGGCCAAGGCCAAGGAGGAGGAAGGGGUCCCCGACGAGGAGGGCUGGGUGAAGGUGACCCGCCGCAGCCGGCGGCCCGUGCUCCCCCGGACGGAGGCAGCCAGCCUGCGGGUGCUGGAGAGGGAGAAGCGGAAGCGCGCCCGCAAGGAGCUGCUCAAUUUCUAUGCCUGGCAGCACCGCGAGACCAAGAUGGAGCAUCUGGCACAGCUGCGCAAGAAGUUCGAGGAGGACAAGCAAAGGAUAGAACUGAUGCGGACCCAACGCAAGUUCCGUCCCUACUGAGCCAGCACGGAGAGGGUGGGGGUGGUGCUGGUGCGUGGCCAGUGAGGACAUGAGGACCUGGGAUGCCCACCAGACUGCCCAGGCCGAGCGGCUGCCCCAGGAAACAGCCGCAGAGAUCUGAGCCCACACGGGCCGGGCUGAAGGACAGUGUCACCCCUUGGUCCUUGUGCUUCAGCAGUCCUGGGCCCAGUCCUGGUGAGGCCUGCCCAGCAUGAGGACUUGGUCUUCAGGAAGCCAUCAGCCCAGAAAGCAGUCCUCCCGCUCCUGGUCUCUGCUCCCGCCUGUCUCCAGAUCCUCUCAGAGAUACGCGUCUGCUUUAUUUUCCCUUUUCUCUCAGUGGGAAGCUUUAAAAGCCGUGAGACUCUAAGAACAAUUUCUUUUUCAUCCAGUUGGGUAGCAGGAAAAAGCUGUAAAAGCUACAGGCCGGGCCGGCCUGUCCCAGCCCCUCCUUCCUGCGGCUGCUACAGCUCCCUGUAGGUGAGCAGCCACGAGAGACAGCCUCCAAGCCCAGACACAAUCUCCCCUGUGAAGUCACGAAUGUUGGACUCAAAAUCUCACCCCCUCACACUCCACUCUGCCAGCCCAAGCUGGUCAAGACCAGUGAGGCCUGUCCCCACCACGCCUGGCCUGGCUGGGGGGCGCUUGGGGGCAGGUUGUCCAGGUGGAGAGUGGUGAGCAUGAGGUCUCAGUAGCCCCAGGCCCAGGGCUACAGCUGGACUGAGACCCUCUCCUUGCUCUAAGAAGUUGCCACUGAUACUGGCCACAUGAUGGGGUUGGUUCACGUGGACGUAGUGAUUGCUGGGACUUCCACAAGCAAACCGCUGGAGAAGGGAGAGCACGCAUAGUCAGGUGCGGCUCAGAGCGGUGGCUCUGGGACCCUCUGUCCCAGCUCUGAGGGGUGUGCCACCUCCCAGAGUUCAGACGUGUUCCCCACAGUGAGCUGCGGGGCAGUAACUGACCCAGAGCUCCGAGAGCCCGUCUUCACCAUGCCCAGUGGGUGAGUCAGGCCCUGGCUGUAAGCCAGUGACAAAGGCCCGAUUACCCAAACCCUGGGGUUCUGACCCAUUCUGUGCUGUGAACUUGUCCAGUUAGGCUGGGGAGAGGCCAGUGGUUGGGGUGCUGCCAGUUCUGGUAAUUAUAUGAGGUCCACUUGGGAACAGAAUGAGCCGCUUUGCAAGCUUGCUCUUGCCUGGGAGAACAGCUGACAAGAAGGGAAGAUGCACCUGCUGGCCACCCUGCCACACAAGCUCCUUUCUGUGGGACGCCAGGAUGUCUGCAGAGGCCCCAGGGUCAGGUGUUUGUGCCACAUGAUCAUAAAAUGCCAGGUGUUCCCCAGGAUGAAGUUACAGCAUAAGGCCCAGCCCUACCUGCAGCCAGCACCCACUGAGGGGCCUGGUCAUCGGUUCCCAUUUGGGACCGUAGAGAAUUGUGAAAUGGUCUCUGGCUGAGUUGGGCUUGACUGGGUGGUUAUGUAAAGACAAUAAAAUGGAAUUUGCUAGUGAA